Messenger RNA from Synchytrium microbalum, 549 nucleotides. RefSeq lists its product as uncharacterized. Gene Ontology annotation, molecular function: structural constituent of ribosome. The record is from RefSeq and is a predicted model, not a curated record. The transcript is spliced from 2 exons. Gene Ontology annotation, cellular component: mitochondrial small ribosomal subunit; ribosome. The coding region runs from base 1 to 549 and encodes 182 amino acids. Lineage: Eukaryota; Fungi; Chytridiomycota; Chytridiomycetes; Synchytriales; Synchytriaceae. Gene Ontology annotation, biological process: mitochondrial translation.
AUGUCGUUGAGACUAAGACUGGCAAGAUGGGGCGCCCGUCGCCAUCCAUUCUACGGCAUAGUGAUUGCUCACGCCCGGGCUGCUCGCGACAAGAAACCGCUCGAAGUAUUAGGCACAUACACUCCAAUUCCAGACAAGCUCGGUGUCAAACAUAUAGAACUAGAUACAAAAAGAGUCAAAUACUGGCUAGCUGUAGGUGGCCAGCCGUCGGAACGUGUCGCUUGGCUACUUGCAAAGGCUGGAAUCAUACCGCAUCAUCCACAAUAUCUUCACAAUCGCGGUGCCUAUGUCCUCGACGACGAGAAGACUUGGGAUUUAGCAGUCAGAGACAAAGAAACUGGAAAAGUACUAGCUACCAUGUCUGCGGAUGAAGCUAGAUCCCAUUUCGGUAAACUAGAUUCCAUACCUGAAUGGCUAGACGACGAAAAACCUGUAGAUACCUUCAGAAUCCCUUACGACCAAAUCAAACUCGAUGGCGUUAUACCCAAAAAAGAAUUGCUGAACGAAGAGAGGCUCUUGACUCUGCGUACGUAUCUGGGCAUUGUAUAA